CUUGUCGAAUAUAGGCUUUGUGUGUUUCUCUGCGUCUUCGCCGACGAGCAAACCGUAGCGCCUCAGGUGUCGGUGUGCCCUGGUGAACUCUAAAAGAGCUUAUGAAUUGGAUAUGAGUCAAUGGUACUUGUGACAUAACAACAAACUUCUCAAUCUGUUCAAUGCUGAACCACUGGUUGCUUGCAUCAUGAUAACGUAACCUUCAUUUCAUUGACCACACAGAGCCUGUUGUGUUCGCCAUCGCAUUGUGCGUGCGAUAGCACUGCAUUCAUUCACCGCAUUCGGUAUCAUCCACCCCACCAGUCAGUCCCUCCCAUCCCCCCGAUCCGAUCCCCGUGAUCGACGCUGUGCUGUGCUAUGGUGCGAUGCUGUCUGUCCUAUCGACACACAUCCAUCCAAACUUGACGGAGGCAGGCACAAGAAAAGCACACACCAGCAUCCAUCACAUACAUCAAGACACUUGUGGGUGGGUGGCGACGGAUGGACACCGUUGUGACAUGUACGCCCACGCCUCGCUCGAUUGCUCGUCAAAACCCGACGGACACCGGGCCAGAGCCAGCAGCCUCUCUGCACACUACACUACUAAAGGCACAGAUUAGGUCUCUCUCUCUCUCUCUCCCUCCCUCCCCGCUACCCUGACCCGACCUUGCCUGCCUAUCGACAUCAUUCCCACUCAUAUACACACACGUACACAGACAGAUGUGCACACGAUUGAUUCACAAAGAAGGCUCGGUAGAUACAACGUCGAGCAAUGCAAUUCAGUGCAAUGACUGUAUGAUGUCAUCACCACCAGCCCCUGCGGCCCCAGCCACGGCGGUAUCCCCCGUGGCCCCAGCCGCCGAAGCGCCGGUAUCCCCCGUGGUAGCCCCUGCCGUAGAAGCGCCGGCCGUAGUAGCCCCGGCGGCCGAAACGAGAGCGGCCGAAAUAAGAGCGGCCGAACAUACCGCGGGAGCGUCCGAGCUUCAGACCACCAACUGACGAGCACGCAGACACACACAGAGAGGCCAAGAUGAGCCACAGGCGAUGCUGCUUGGUGGUCUAGCUGAUGACUGUCUGUGUACUCACAUAUGCCGAAGAGGCCCAGUCGGCGUCUGCUGGCCUGCUCGUCGGUGGCGGCCUCAUCGUCAUCGUCAUCGGCUGUGUCGGCCUCCUCUUUGCUGAGCUUCUCGACUUCCUCGUCGGUGAGGAACUCGUAUUCGUAGUCGCCGCUGUGGAUGACCGCACCCUUCUCGUCGACCAACGAGAACUCGCCUGAGUGAAUGGAUGGCCACAGACAUACAGAGGCACGGAGAGUGCGUGUCGGCCUGCGCCUGUAUGUGUGUGGUUCGUGGAUUGCUCACCAGGUUUGGCGAUGAGUAUGUGUCCGAGUGAGAGGUGGACCUCAGUCGUGUUGGUCGUCAGAUCACGGAAGACGCCCUCAAUGUUGUAGACACGCUCAGAGGCCCUGUCACCCAGCUGACAGCAAAAGGGAGAGGGACACAGAGAAAAAGGGAUGCCCAUCCGCCACUCAGUGUGUGCCUUCCCCCGUGGCUCGCUUACGUUGAUGUGGAGGGACUCCAUCUUUUGGAUCUCGUCGAGCGGGAGGAAGGCGAGGCCCUCCAAAGGCACACUGUCGAGUGCCUCGCUGAACCUCAGAGGCAUGCUGUCCUUGCGGCUGACGAGCUGCUCGUCGUCGGACACCGUGAUCUCCUUCGACACUGACGGACACACACACACACACACACAGAUGGACACCACACCCCUCCCACUUGCUGUCUGUGGCUGCGUACGCUGGAUGGCGGCCAGCAUGAGGCCGAACACACACGCGGCGGUCAGGACGAUGGCGCCCACGACGGCCAGCACCUUGAGUGCGAUGGUGCGCUUGGGCUUCUUGGUGGCCAACGACACCUGGGGGGCCUCCAAAUCACAAACCUGCACACACCAGCAGCACACAGACAGACAGACAGACAGACAGGCAGACACACAAGAAGUAGGGAUGGUGGCGGUGGGCAUCAGGUUGGGUGAGAGAGCCAUGUGUGUGUCAGUGGUCACCUUGCUGCCGAUGGGCUGCUGGGCGACGGAGUGGGCCAUGGCGACAAACAAACGAGAUGGCUGACGGGAGGAAGACCGACCAGGGACUUCGGGCAGAAGAGUGCUUGGCUGGGAUUGAAGGCAGAAGUUGGUUUGAACCACGAGGUUGAUGGAG
Messenger RNA from Vitrella brassicaformis, 2185 nucleotides. NCBI's taxonomy places the organism in Eukaryota, Vitrellaceae. The record is from the annotation of a GenBank genome assembly.